This is a messenger RNA of Tilletiaria anomala UBC 951, 1470 nucleotides long. Its product is annotated as ubiquitin-domain-containing protein. Lineage: Eukaryota; Fungi; Basidiomycota; Exobasidiomycetes; Georgefischeriales; Tilletiariaceae. Gene Ontology annotation, biological process: ubiquitin-dependent protein catabolic process. Bases 89 to 1387 code for a protein of 432 amino acids. The record is from RefSeq and is a predicted model, not a curated record. The transcript is spliced from 4 exons. Gene Ontology annotation, cellular component: cytosol. Gene Ontology annotation, molecular function: polyubiquitin modification-dependent protein binding.
CAACUUAACCAUGAGGUCUCAUUGCUCGGAAGCACAUACAACUGUUCGAGCUUGCAAAGGACUUCUUGGGAACUACACUACUUUCACCAUGGCGGACAACGAGGUCGAAGCGCCACCCAUCAAUGUGACCAUCAAAGGCCCGUCCGGACUCUCGCUCUCUGUCAGUAUCUCGCCCGAUGCAAACAUCAGCAAGCUCAAGGAGGAGAUCGCGAGCAAGCGCGAGGACUUCCCAGCGGAUAGCCAGCGGCUCAUCUACAGCGGCAAGGUGCUGAAGGACGGGCAAACGGUCAAGGAGUACAAGGUGCAAGAUGGGCAUACGAUCCACAUGGUCCGGUCCGCUGCUUCUGCGCAUACCGCUCCGUCUGGCGGGAGCGCACAGCCAGCCGCGAGUGCAGCGGGCUCAGCACGGGUAAGCGCAGCAGGCACGGGCGCAGGUGUAGGGACAACGUCAGCAGCGACCAGCGCCGAAGCACGAGGUGUGCCGGCCAAUUUCGGCGCAGGGCAACAGUUCACCAACAACCCGCUCUCGGCUCUGAACAGGGCCGACCUGGCGGGACCGCAUAUGGCCAAUUUCAACCCGUUCGCUGGAACAGGUGUCAACUUGAACGAUCCGAACAUGAUGAUGAACCUUCUGGAAGAUGAAGGCUUCAGGGGACAAAUGCGCAGUGCGCUUGCAAGUCCCGAAGUUGUGGACCAGAUAGUAUCCUUGAACCCUCAACUAGCAAGCAUGCGCCCGCAACUACAGCAGAUGCUGCAGUCUGAGCGAUUCAGGGAGAUGCUCACCAAUCCGGAGAUGAUGCGACAGGCGCAGCAGAUGCAGGCCAUGUUUGGCGGCGGAGGCGGAGGAGGGUUUGGCGCCGGGGCUUUGUUUAGUGGACUUGGCGGUGCUGGCGGCGGAGCAGGGGGAAGAGGAGCAGCCGCACAAUGGCCACCAGUCGGUGCUUUUGCGCCUAGGACAGGAAGCAGUGACCCCACGACCGGGACCGGGGCUGGGACUCAGGCUGGGUCGGGUGCUGCUGCGGGUGCUGCUCCAUCUCCAGGCGCUGCAGGCGGAGCGCCGCCCAAUUUAUUCGAGAUGCUGGGCCAAAUGGGUGGCCUCGGCGCAGGUGGAGCUGGUGUGGGCGGUGCAAAUCCCUUUGGAGGGAUGAACCCGGAGCUGAUGCGGAGCCUGAUGGGUGGCAUGGGCGGCGCGGGGGGGCUCUUCGGUGCGGGCGCCGGCCCAGGAGCAGGCGACAUUCGACUGCCCGAGGAGCGCUACGCGACGCAACUGGAGCAGAUGCAAGGUAUGGGUUUCACAGAUGGGGCGAGGAACUUACGAGCGCUCCUCAUGAGCGGCGGGAGUGUAGAAGGGGCGAUCACGAUCUUGCUCGAAGGUGGCGCCCAGUAGCGUGCGUAUAAAAGCUAUGGUUCUCAUACCUCAUUCGAGUAUGGAGCGCUUGCAUCGUGAACGAUGUUGCACUACAAAACGUU